AUGGCUUCUGUGAAGUUGACCGCCCCAAAUGGGCGAACAUACCUCCAGCCUACAGGGCUGUUCAUCAACAACCAGUGGAUAAAAUCGUCUGAUGGCGGUAAGAUUGUCAGCAUCAAUCCUACCAACGAAAAGGAAAUCAUCUCAGUGUACGCAGCGACGGCUCAUGAUGUCGAUAGAGCAGUCCAAGCUGCGCGGAAAGCCCUUCAUCACCCAAGUUGGAGGGACUUGCCUGCCUCGGACCGCGGGAAAUGCAUGGUGCGCCUUGCCGAAUUGAUGGAAGCACACCGCGAGACACUGGCAACUAUCGAGACAUGGGACAACGGCAAGCCAUACUCGGUAUCUCUCAACGAGGAUCUCACCGAGGCUAUUGAGACCUUGACGUACUACAGCGGUUUUGCAGACAAGGUAUUCGGCCAGGUGAUCGAGACUACGCCUGAAAAGUUUGCCUAUACAGCCCGCGAACCAGUGGGAGUUUGCGGCCAGAUCAUCCCUUGGAAUUAUCCCCUGGCAAUGGCUGCCUGGAAGCUCGGCCCCGCCUUGGCUUGUGGUAACACUGUCGUCCUCAAGCCGGCGGAGCAAACACCGCUAUCCAUCUUGUAUUUCGCAAAUCUCGUAGUAGAGGCAGGAUUUCCACCUGGUGUGGUCAAUAUCGUCAAUGGCUCUGGAGCUGUCGCAGGCGCAGCUCUUGCAUCCCACAUGGAUGUUGAUAAGAUUGCAUUCACAGGGUCUACCGAGACGGCGAAACGAAUCAUGAAGAUGGCGAGUAAUAACUUGAAGAACAUUACGCUUGAGACGGGUGGCAAGAGUCCACUAAUUGUGUUUGAUGAUGCUGACAUGGACUUGGCUGUCCACUGGGCUCACGCUGGCAUUAUGUCGAAUCAAGGCCAGAUCUGUACCGCGACCUCGAGGAUUCUAGUGCAGGACACUGUCUAUGACAAGUUCCUGGCAGCUUUCCGACAUCAGGUCAUGAAGAUCUCCAAGGUCGGAGAUCCAUUUGAAGAGAGCACCUUUCAGGGACCACAAGUCACCAAGGCACAGUACGAUAGAAUCCUCUCCUACGUCGACAUCGGCAAGAAGGAGGGCGCACGGCUCGAGCUUGGAGGCCAGCCUCACCAAGCUAACGCCCCUGGUUAUUUUAUCGAGCCCACGGUCUUUACUGAGGUCACGCCUCAGAUGAGGAUCUUCAAAGAGGAAGUAUUUGGUCCCUUUGUCGUCAUAUGUCGUUUCCGUUCCGAGGAGGAGGCUAUCGCCCUGGCCAAUGAUUCCGAGUACGGUCUUGGAAGCGCUCUGUUCUCCACAGACCUUGCCCGCGCCCAUACUGUUGCAAAGAGAAUCGAAGCAGGCAUGGUAUGGAUUAACUCGAGUAAUGAUAGUGAUUGGCGAAUUCCAUUCGGUGGGGUCAAACAGAGUGGGAUUGGCAGAGAACUGGGAGAGGCUGGACUGGCUGCUUACUCGAACAUUAAGGCGAUUCACGUCAAUCUAGCCAGACGUUCAAAGUUGUAG
Molecule: messenger RNA, 1503 nt
Organism: Colletotrichum paranaense
Lineage: Eukaryota; Fungi; Ascomycota; Sordariomycetes; Glomerellales; Glomerellaceae
Product: aldehyde dehydrogenase (NAD+)
Exons: 3
Coding region: 1-1503 (500 amino acids)
Biological process (GO): polyamine catabolic process
Molecular function (GO): aldehyde dehydrogenase (NAD+) activity
Source: RefSeq, a predicted model, not a curated record